Messenger RNA from Microthlaspi erraticum, 993 nucleotides. NCBI's taxonomy places the organism in Eukaryota, Viridiplantae, Streptophyta, Magnoliopsida, Brassicales, Brassicaceae. The record is from the annotation of a GenBank genome assembly.
AUGACGUGCUUCUCUUCUGCUACUCCUCAUCGCCAUCAUCUUCUUCUUCCUCCGUCAACCUCCAAAUCUCUACUCCGAUCACCCUCAUCUUAUCUCAAACCUAGCCCACAUCUUCUGUUACAUGGCUCUUCUCGCUCUAUCCUCUGCUGUUCUGCUGGCAGCAACAACGGACCUCCUCCCUCCGGUGACGCUGUUCCAAAUAACUUCUGUAUCAUUGAGGGAUCAGAGACAGUCCAAGAUUUCGUGCAGAUGCAGGUUCAGGAGAUCCAAGACAACAUAAGGAGUAGACGCAAUAAGAUAUUUCUCCUCAUGGAGGAAGUGAGGAGGUUACGAGUUCAGCAACGGAUUAAGAGUGUUAAAGCCAUCAACGAGUACAGUGAGCUCGAAGUUUCUGAGAUGCCUGAGAUUACAUCUUCCAUUCCCUUUCUUCCCAACGUGACACCAAAGACUCUGAAACAACUCUACUUGACCAGCGUUGCAUUUAUAUCCGGAAUCAUCUUCUUUGGUGGUCUCAUUGCACCUAAUCUGGAGCUCAAGGUAGGACUAGGAGGAACCUCAUAUGAAGAUUUUAUUAGGAGCUUGCAUCUACCCCUGCAAUUAAGCCAAGUAGAUCCCAUUGUGGCAUCUUUUUCUGGCGGAGCCGUGGGUGUCAUUUCGACCUUGAUGCUAAUCGAAGUGAACAAUGUUAAACAGCAAGAGAAGAAGAGGUGCAAGUACUGCCUUGGGACUGGAUACUUGCCAUGCGCUCGAUGUUCAGCAAGUGGUGUGUGCUUAAGCAUUGAUCCCAUAAAACGAACUAGAGCUUCAAACCAGCUUCUGCAAGCCCCGACAACAAACCUAUUAAUCCAUGUUUGGGUAAGUAUGGGUCCAUCUAGUUCAUCUUAUACACUACAAGUGAGUUUCCACAAUGUGGAGUCACAGAGGUACAUUUCGGACUCCUUACCUCUUCCGGUUCCCAAAUUAGGUCCAUUUGAUGUUCCUCCCUUGGAUUGA